Coccidioides immitis RS is the source of this 1741-nucleotide messenger RNA. RefSeq lists its product as uncharacterized. Bases 1 to 1011 code for a protein of 336 amino acids. NCBI's taxonomy places the organism in Eukaryota, Fungi, Ascomycota, Eurotiomycetes, Onygenales, Onygenaceae. The transcript has 2 exons. The record is from RefSeq and is a predicted model, not a curated record.
AUGUUUUCUGACGGUUGCCCGAAAAGCUCAUUUUUCCGUACGAUCUUCACAUUUUGCCACUCAUCCUUUGGUGACGCCCGACAAUGGUCUCUACACAAAGAAGCCAACCCUGAGACUCGCGAACCUGGUACGCCAGCAGAGAACCAACCUGAAGAGCCACCUACCCUAGUUCACAAAGAGACUACCAACCCUGAUACCUCAACUCUCUCAACUGUUGAUGAGACCAAAACCAGCAUGGCGACCUCAGAGAGAGAGCCAACCGAAAUAGCCCAAGAUGGAGAAGAAGUUAUAAAACUUCGCGAAAAGAUUCAACUACUAGAGAGUGUGAUAAGAUUGAAGAAGGAGUUGAAUGCCCUUGAAGCCAAUGACCGAAAGCACUCGCGAAGUGAAUCCCUAGAUGCAGCCACCUCCAAUACAACACCCGCGAAGCGAUCGUCAGUCCUAAGACUACCCCAAUACGCGAAGCUAUACAAGACUGGCAGCUACACUGAAUACCGGCGAUUUACCUCCAAUAUUGAAUUCAUUCGCGAUGCCAAUGCACUGAACAACGAACAGACCCUCGCGUACGCCCUCAUUGGACUUGACUAUAUUGAGAAAGACCUUUGGGAGGUCCACCGCGAACAGAACCCAUCGAAGAACAACUGGAAUGGCCUCAAGGAAUUCCUACUCGCAAAGUCAGGAGACUCCCUAAGCCGCACGCGAAACGCUUGGCGAAAACUUUUUAGCCUUCGCAAGAGUUCAGAUGAAACCGACUAUGCCUAUCUCCAACGAUACCGAGAGGUUGCAUCAGAAAUUGGCGAAGAAUUUGAAGACCCCGUGAAGCUAAAGAAGAACCUCUUUAUAUGGAGCUUGGAUAAGCCCAUGCGAACCAAGUUGGACGAGCAACUGGAGAUCCCAGAUAGUAUCGACGAGAUAGUAGCACUGGCUACCCGACUCCGACCAGGUGUGCUAGCAGCACACGCGAAGGCAAGACCCUACAACCACGCGAGGCAAAGGCGCAAUCGUGGGUGAACUCACCAGUCUGUGGCCUUGCGGCCAAGUGAGUGGAGCGACAGGGUGUAGCCAUAGUGAUCUUCCAAUCACCAGAGACCUCCCAUGAAUCUGCCUCCUACGCGAAGCAGUGCUUAGAGGGUUCACUUACCUUGGGUAAAGAUGAUAGAGGCUAGAGAAGGAAGAGAAGAAAAGAAGAGAAAGAGAAAGUGAGAGAAAGCUUUCUCUUAAGCUAGUGCCCAUUAUCUAAUGGUGACACGGAGCUAGUGAGAACAAUAGAGGCUCUCUACAUAUUGUUGUGUUAUUGGGCUCUGUUGUGUUGAUAUCAUAUCUCUAGUGAGGCUGUACUAUUUUCCUUAUGAGGAAAUUUUUAUUUUUCUCAAGGGGUUUUUUGUUUUCUACCCAUGAAGGUUUUUAAUGAGACAGCCGCCUUGAGGGACCAAGGCUUACCAGGGGGGAAAUCUGUAAGGAUUCACCCGCAAACCCCUUACACGGACGAACAACACUCCCAAGGGCUGGGAGCCGCUCGCGAGAUGUUGGGAGUUGAAGCUUGCUUACUCAUCAAUUUCUCGUCAGGUUAGAAACUUGUGUACAUGCCAUCAAAGCUGGGGGAGACCUGAAAGGCAGUACACAGAAUUGAGGACCAGCAUACUGUAAUGCCUUUUUAUCGUGUUGAUGCUAUUUUAGGUAGAUUUGAAUCGAUCCUACAAGGCCACAAGUAUGGUGGCCUGAAAAGUUUGUGGCUUUUUUG